Molecule: messenger RNA, 1707 nt
Organism: Leptosia nina
Lineage: Eukaryota; Metazoa; Arthropoda; Insecta; Lepidoptera; Pieridae
Source: the annotation of a GenBank genome assembly
AUGGCAUCAAACAAAGAAGAUGAUAAGAAAGAAAUACCAGAAAUAAUUCGUGAUCCCCAGUCAGGCAGCACAUAUCAGAGGUUGAGGUUUUUUGGAAAGGGUGGUUUUGCAAAAUGCUACGAAGUGCAAGAUAUUGCCACAAAUCAAGUAUGGGCUGGGAAAGUUGUAUCCAAAAAGCUUCUAAUAAAGAAAUCACAGAAAGAGAAGACUUUUCAGGAGAUCUCCAUUCAUAGAUCAUUACGACACAAACAUGUAGUAGGAUUCCACAGCUUCUUUGAGGACUCCCAGAAUAUUUAUAUUUUGUUGGAACUUUGUAAAAAACGAUCUAUGAUGGAAUUGCACAAGCGUAGAAAAGCAUUAACUGAGCCAGAGACAAGAUUCUACAUGCAUCAGAUUCUACUUGGUGUACAAUACCUACAUCACCGGUGUAUUAUUCAUAGAGAUCUCAAGCUCGGAAACCUCUUCUUAGAUGAUGAUUUGCAUGUGAAAAUUGGAGAUUUUGGCUUAGCUGCUAAAAUAGAAUAUGAAGGAGAGAGAAAGCAGACUGUGUGUGGCACACCUAAUUAUAUUGCACCUGAAAUAUUGACAAAAAAAGGACAUUCCUUUGAAGUAGACAUUUGGAGUAUAGGGUGUAUUAUGUAUACUCUACUUGUUGGGAAGCCACCUUUUGAGACAUCCUCACUCCAAGAUACAUACAAGAGGAUCAAGAAGUGUGAAUAUAAGAUCCCAUCAGCUCUUCGCAAGCCAGCUGCGUCCAUGAUCAUGAUGCAAUUACAAGGCAAUCCAUCAUUACGGCCUUCAGUGGACAAACUAUUGCAGCAUGAAUUCUUCUCUUCUGGUAUAAUGCCUGCAGCUUUGCCAGUGUCCUGCCUUACUACAGCACCUAGACUGGAUCAACUGGUGGAAGGGGAACCAACGCACAGGCGGCCAUUGAACGAAGUCAAUGGUAACGAACAUCUGAUGGCGGUAGACUCGCCUGUUAAGCCAGCCGCGUCGGCGGAGCCGCGCGCUGUGGAACCGACUGCGCAUAGACAGCAUCUCGUGGAACUGAGAGAUCAACUGGCCGGAAUACUUACAAGCAAGCUCAAAUGCCGUCCAGAAUGUCUGACUGAUGAAUUGAGUGACCCGGUUGCCCAACCGCUCGUGUGGGUAGGAAAAUGGGUAGACUACAGUGACAAGUACGGCUUCGGGUACCAGCUGUGCGACGAGAGUGUCGGUGUUAUGUUCAACGAUACUACCAAGUUGAUUAUGCUUGCUAAUGGAGUUAACGUGCAUUACAUCGAUCGACAAGGAAAGGAACUGUAUAUGACGAUGCAGAAAUAUCCAUCAGAAUUGGAGAAGAAGAUGAAAUUGCUCAGCUACUUCAGACGAUACAUGACUGAGCAUCUGAUGAAAGCAGGAGCUUCAGUGCCAGUUCGAGAAACUGACGGGCUCUCGAGAUUGCCACAUCUUCACCAGUGGUUUAGAACUACCAUGGCUGUUAUUAUGUACCUGACUAAUGGAACGUUACAGAUAAACUUCCAAGACCAUACAAAGAUAAUAUUGUGUCCAUUGAUGCACGCCGUUACGUACAUAGAUGUAGACAAGAACUUCAGAACAUUCCGAUUUACAACGGUAGAGGAACACGGCUGCGACAAGAAGCUUUACACAAAUCUCAAAUAUGCGUUAGAAAAGAUCAACAGUAUUUUAGCAAACAAAUUGUGUUAG